Molecule: messenger RNA, 2614 nt
Organism: Piliocolobus tephrosceles (Ugandan red Colobus)
Lineage: Eukaryota; Metazoa; Chordata; Mammalia; Primates; Cercopithecidae
Product: protocadherin gamma-B4
Exons: 1
Coding region: 174-2585 (803 amino acids)
Biological process (GO): homophilic cell-cell adhesion
Cellular component (GO): plasma membrane
Molecular function (GO): calcium ion binding
Source: RefSeq, a predicted model, not a curated record
UCAGACUCCCCAGCACCAGCCUUUAGGCUGCUUCCUCCUCGGAAAAAGAAGAAUUUUUUACUGAACUGGAACUGGAACUAAAGUCCUUUGGGAGAUCCGAAAAACAGCAAUACAGAGGUUAUUUGUAAUCCGGCGUCUCCAGGCUGGUGAGCAAGCUGAGGAGAGCAAGAGGGAUGGGGAGUUGCGCCAGGAAGGUGGGCCGGGCUGAGAGGCUGCCAAUGCUCUUUCUCUUCCUGCUGCUUUUGUUCUGCCCGGCGCUCUGUGAGCAGAUCCGCUACCGGAUUCCCGAGGAAAUGCCCAAGGGCUCAGUAGUGGGGAACCUCGCCACCGACCUGGGGUUCAGCGUCCAGGAGUUACCGACUCGAAAACUGCGCGUCAGUUCGGAGAAGCCUUACUUCACCGUGAGCGCAGAGAGAGGGGAGUUGCUUGUGAGCAGCAGGCUAGACAGGGAGGAGAUAUGCGGGAAGAAUCCAGCUUGUGCUCUGGAAUUUGAGGCUGUUGCUGAAAAUCCACUGAACUUUUUUCACGUGAAUGUGGAGAUCGAGGACAUUAAUGACCAUACGCCAACAUUCACGCAAAAUUCCUUUGAGCUGCAAAUAAGUGAGUCUGCACAGCCUGGCACGCGAUUUAUAUUAGGAUCUGCCCAUGAUGCGGAUAUUGGUAGCAACACACUGCAGAAUUACCAACUCAGUCCCAGUGAUCAUUUCUCACUGAUAAAUAAAGAGAAAUCAGAUGGUAGUAAAUACCCUGAGAUGGUAUUGAAGACACCUUUGGACCGAGAAAAGCAGAAAUCUUACCACUUGACUUUGACUGCCUUGGACUUUGGAGCUCCACCCCUAAGCAGCACUGCACAGAUACAAGUUCUAGUGACUGAUGCCAAUGAUAAUGCUCCAGUGUUCAGUCAAGAGGUAUACAGGGUGAGCCUUUCAGAAAACGUGUACCCGGGGACCACGGUGCUACAGGUGACUGCCACAGACCAGGAUGAGGGUGUCAAUGCCAAGAUUACUUUCUCUUUCAGUGAAGCUAGCCAGAUCACCCAAUUUGACCUGAACUCUAAUACUGGGGAAAUUACUGUUUUAAAUACAUUAGAUUUUGAAGAAGUCAACGAAUAUUCCAUAGUUUUGGAAGCAAGGGACGGUGGAGGAAUGAUUGCACAAUGCACAGUGGAAGUAGAAGUCAUAGAUGAAAAUGACAACGUCCCAGAAGUGAUAUUCCAGUCUCUACCCAACCUAAUUACAGAGGACGCUGAGCUAGGAACACGUAUUGCUUUGCUCAAAGUCCGUGACAAGGAUUCCAGACACAAUGGUGAAGUUACUUGUAAAUUGGAAGGUGAUGUGCCAUUUAAAAUAUUAACUUCUUCAAGAAACACGUAUAAAUUAGUGACAGAUGCUGUUCUAGACCGCGAGCAGAAUCCAGAGUACAAUAUCACCAUUACGGCCACAGAUCGGGGCAAGCCUCCCCUCUCCUCCAGUUUCAGCAUCACCCUGCACAUUGGUGAUGUAAACGACAACGCUCCGGUUUUCUCACAGUCUUCCUAUAUGGUCUACGUGGCCGAGAACAACUCUCCUGGAGCCUCUAUUUCACAAGUCAGCGCUUCCGAUCCUGACUUGGGGCCUAACGGCCAAGUCUCUUACUCCAUCGUGGCCAGUGACCUGGAGCAGCGGGAGCUGUCAUCCUACGUGUCCAUAAGCACAGAGAGCGGGGUGGUGUUCGCGCAGCGCGCCUUUGACCACGAGCAGCUGCGCGCCUUCGAACUCACACUGCAGGCCCGCGACCAGGGCUCGCCUGCGCUCAGCGCCAACGUGAGCCUGCGCGUAUUGGUGGGCGACCGCAACGACAAUGAGCCUAGGGUGCUGUACCCCGCGCUGGGUCCCGAUGGCUCUGCGCUCUUCGAUAUGGUGCCGCGCGCUGCAGAGCCCGGCUACCUGGUGACCAAGGUGGUGGCGGUGGACGCAGACUCAGGACACAACGCCUGGCUGUCCUACCACGUGCUGCAGGCUAGUGAGCCCGGGCUCUUCAGCCUGGGGCUGCGCACGGGCGAAGUGCGCAUGGCACGUGCCUUGGGCGACAGGGACGCGGCCCGACAGCGCCUGCUGGUCGCUGUGCGUGAUGGUGGACAGCCACCACUCUCUGCCACUGCCACGUUGCACCUGGUCUUCGCCGACAGCUUGCAGGAGGUGCUGCCGGAUAUCACUGACCGCCCCAACCCCUCUGACCCCCAAGCUGAGCUGCAGUUUUACCUAGUGGUGGCCUUGGCCUUGAUCUCAGUGCUCUUCCUCCUGGCCAUGAUUUUGGCCAUUGCCUUGCGCCUGCGACGCUCCUCCAGCCCCGCCGCCUGGAGCUGCUUCCAGCCUGGUCACUGUGUUAAAUCCGAAUCCGUGGUUCCCCCCAACUACAGCGAAGGGACUUUGCCUUAUUCCUACAACCUAUGUGUUGCACAUACAGGAAAGACGGAGUUUAAUUUCCUAAAAUGUAGUGAACAGUUGAGUUCAGGACAAGACAUACUUUGCUGUGAUUCAUCUAGAGCCUUAUUUCCACUUUGUAAUUCCAGUGAAUUGACUUCCCAUCAGGUGAGUUUCCUUUAAGUAUAACUUAAUUCUCAUUGCCUACCCAU